Messenger RNA from Cyanistes caeruleus (blue tit), 713 nucleotides. It is a transcript of the gene MLN, whose product is annotated as motilin. Lineage: Eukaryota; Metazoa; Chordata; Aves; Passeriformes; Paridae. The record is from RefSeq and is a predicted model, not a curated record.
CUGGUGCUGGGAUUGAUGAAUUUGCUCUGGAUGUGUGCAGGUCCAAAACCAACUCAGCUGCAGGGCUGAGCCUCGAGAACUCAGGGAGGCUGGAGCAAUCCUGAAGGGCUGGGCUUGAAAUCUCUGGAGAUGUUGCUCAAGAACAAAUCUGUUUACACAAACAGCUUUGAGAAGAGAAUUGUCAGUCAAGGCACUUCUAUUCUCAGCUCAGGAGCAACUGGAAGAGCUCUCAGGAUGGUUUCGAGGAAGGUGGUGGCCAGUUUGCUGCUGGUGUCCCUGCUGUCUGUGCUGGCUGAGCAGACCCAAGGCUUCAUGCCCUUUUUCACCCAGAGCGACUUCCAGAAAAUGCAGCUGCAGGAAAAGGAGAGGAACAAGGCAGGGCAGAAGAAGUCCCUGAGCUCACUGCAGCAGCUGGAGGAGGAAGGUUUCUCUGAGCAAUCUGGCGUGGAUGUCAACACAGCCAAGACCCUCCAGCAGGCCCCUCCUGUCAGAGCUUGGCUCACCCCAAGGCAGCUGGAAAAAUACCAAGAUGUCCUGGAGAAACUGCUGGCAGAGCUGUUACAGGACACCCCAGACGCUGACUGAUAUCUGCAGGAUCAGAAGAGAAAGCGUUGGAGCUGCUCAAGCUGAAAGACUCCACUUAUGUAAACGAAAUCUGUGAGAGAGAUUAACAAAAUCUGAGGUGAGAUAAUAAAUGUGCAGCGUAAUUAAAA